CUCUUCCAAGUACGUAAACAUAUAUUAUUUUGAUAAUACUGACGCAAUGAUAAUAACAAGCUUGCUCGAAAGAACCAUACUCUUAUAUCUUUAUAAUUAUGGACAAUCUUUCACUUCUCCAUUAGCUGCGAUAUAUUUCAAAAGAAAAUCUUGAUUAUAUUUGGAACUGGUGAAAUUUUUUUGCGAUGGGAAUAAUCAAGAAGUUCACGUUUUUAACAUUUUUGGCUAGAAAUGUACGCGAUCAAAAAUGUCGAUUUUUCUCCGUAAGCUACUUUCGAUACGGAGCUGUCGUCCCCUUCAAACUAUCGGAUAUCGGAGAAGGAAUUCGAGACGUCACGAUAAAAGAAUGGUACGUGAAACCAGGCGACCGAGUGUCUCAAUUCGAUAACAUUUGUGAGGUUCAAAGCGACAAAGCAUCUGUGACGAUUACCAGCCGUUACGACGGAUUAAUUAAAGCCUUGCACUACAAGGUGGAUGAUAUAGCUCUGAUAGGGAAUUCAUUGCUGGACAUUGAAUUAGAUGAUGAUAAUGGAAACGCACAAGAUAGAACAACAAUCUCUGAGAAUCCGCAGCAACAGCAACAACAAACCACAAAUACUAAAAAUAAACAAAAUUUUGAAAGCGACGAAGAAAAACACAUAGUAAAAUGUGGGUUAGAAAAAACCUUAGCCACUCCUGCAGUUAGAAGGAUAGCUAUGGAGAAGAAUAUUAACUUAAAGGAUGUUGUUUCCACUGGUAAAAAUGGUCGAGUACUUAAAGAAGAUAUAUUGACUCACUUGGAAAAAAUUUCUGUUAACUCUAUAAGAAAAAGAAUUGAAGAAAAACCAAUAGUGGAGACAGUGGUACCGAUAAAAGGUUAUAGUAAAUAUAUGUGGAAAACGAUGACGCAAUCCUUGAAUAUACCACAUUUUGUAUACAGCGAUGAGUGUAACAUUAACAAAUUGAUAGAUUACCGGAACGAAGUGAAAGAUUCACUGAAAGAUCAAAGCGUUUCAUUAAGUUUCAUGCCAUUCUUCAUAAAGGCCGCAUCUAGAGCAUUAGAAAAAGUGCCACAACUAAACAGCUGGCUUGAUGAAGAAAAUCAAGCGUUGCGCGUUCAGAAGAGUCAUAAUAUUGGUAUUGCUAUGGAUACAUCUGAAGGUUUAAUUGUACCAAAUAUUAAAGAUGUUCAAAAUUUGAAUAUCAUAGAAAUUGCGAAAGAAUUGAAUCGACUACAAAAACUUGGAAGAAAAUCUUCGAUUCCAUUAAACGAUAUAUCGAAUACAACAUUCACGCUGUCAAACAUCGGUGUUGUUGGUGGAACAUAUACAAAACCAAUAAUUCUUUCUCCGCAAAUUGUAAUCGGCGCAUUUGGAAAAAUACAAAAAUUACCACGAUUUGAUGAUAAACAAAACAUUGUAGCCACAAAUAUAAUUUCUAUUAGUUGGGCCGCCGAUCAUCGAGUAGUGGAUGGUGUUACAAUGGCAAAGUAUUCGAAUUUUUGGAAAUAUUAUAUAGAAAAUCCUCUAUUUUUAUUAUUAGGAGUAUAAAAAUGAUAUAUGUCUGAGAUAUUUUAAUAAGCAUUUUUUUAAUGGAAAUUUAUUUAUAUAUA
Messenger RNA from Apis laboriosa (Himalayan honeybee), 1591 nucleotides. RefSeq names its product lipoamide acyltransferase component of branched-chain alpha-keto acid dehydrogenase complex, mitochondrial (gene Dbct). Bases 186 to 1529 code for a protein of 447 amino acids. Gene Ontology annotation, cellular component: mitochondrion; cytoplasm. NCBI's taxonomy places the organism in Eukaryota, Metazoa, Arthropoda, Insecta, Hymenoptera, Apidae. The transcript has 5 exons. The record is from RefSeq and is a predicted model, not a curated record. Gene Ontology annotation, molecular function: acetyltransferase activity; lipoic acid binding.